This is a messenger RNA of Dracunculus medinensis (Guinea worm), 1620 nucleotides long. NCBI's taxonomy places the organism in Eukaryota, Metazoa, Nematoda, Chromadorea, Rhabditida, Dracunculidae. The record is from the annotation of a GenBank genome assembly.
AUGAGAACAUAUAGUCGAAGCUUUCAUUAUUCUUGGUUAUUAUAUGUAUUUAUAAAAAAUUUCAGAUCCGUGAUGUAUCCAUGGUUGCAUACUCUAACUCUUGUACAAUUGGAACAUCAUCAUCCUGUUUCGCAGCAAUAUACUUUCGCGAUCCCCGAAGUGCACACUAAGUGUGUUUGUGAUUGCAAUCCAGCAUCAGAUAUUUGUUCGGCACGAACUCAUUCAUUUACUAUUUGUAAUUCGACCAGCAAUUCUGUGUGCUAUCGUACUUUUCAUCCAAGUCAAUCGGAUUCAGGAUGCACGCAAGGAAGUCAGUCAAAGUUGUGUUGCGAGGUUAAUUUUACGCCAUAUCGUAAUUUGUCCUAUAUGGCAGUAAAGUUGGAGCAACCGUCGACAUUCGCUAUAUUUAAAUACUCGGCAUACGAUUAUUCAGCAGGUCGAUGGAUUCAAAAGGAUAAAAGUACACUACGAAUAGAAAUUGAUGGACGAACUCAAAGUCUUUUUUUGGAUCGCCACAAAAUCAUUAAGCUUGGUGUAAGUGCAUGGGGUCGAACAAGUCAUCAGCUUGAAAGCGGUAUGUAUUUUGCCCAAAGCAACCCAGGAGGCGAAAUGGACGAAUUGCGAAAACAACAAAUUAAUGAAAUUAAUGAAAAUAACUUCGAAAGGUUAGGUUGGUUUCGAAAAGAUGCUACAGGUCGCUUUAGUAUACGAAAUGGUAAGGUGAAAAUACAAAAAAUACAUUUCGCAAAAGUUGAAAAUUGCAAGGAUCAAAAAUCGCUGAGCUACCUUGAUGCUCAUCACUAUGUGGACGCUGAUAAUCAUGAAGAUUACGAGCGUUUUCGUUUUGAAGAACCUGUUGAUCAAAUAUAUACAUGGAUUAAAAGUGCUCGCCUUAUUGAUGGUUCUGCUCGUCAAGCACUAAUUGUUCAUUCCGGAGGCACAAAUCUUGAAAUUUCGCUACAGGUUCAUGCAGAUGAAUCAAGCGUCUCGCUGGUGCAUAAUUUCUCAAAAAUGAGCGAUUUUUCUGGAAGUAUUAUAACCGAUUUUAAAUCGAAUCGAUAUUUCAAUCUAACGGUUUAUAAUUCAACGGGAAUUUUACAUGGAAUAGUUAAGAAAAGUGUUGCAAAGGACGAUUUAGAUGAUUUUUUUUUUACCACAUACGUCGACGAUUUGAGAUCUACGAAUAAAACUAUUAUAAUUCCGUUUCCUGCAAUGGUUGGUGGCAAUGAUCGCCUUGUAUGCAUGAGAGCAGAUGAUGAACCAUCUGAAACAGAAAUAUGUAGAAUAGUUAUCUAUAAAGAACAACCUCUUGAGAUAAAUCUUCUCGAGAAUACUUGGCGAGAACUCGGUGGCUAUUGCCCAGAAUGCAAUAAAUUAACAGUGAACGGAUUUUUAAGUAAUUUAAACCCAAUGAACUGGGUAAGUAGUAUUAAUUCGCUAAGUAAUUUUAUUAUGAUGAUUUCAGAUAUAAUUAUUUAUUUAAUGUUAUUAUUAUUCGUGUAUUUUUUAUUAACUAAAUGUAUAUUACCAAUUUGUAAAUGUGGCUUAUGUCCUGCAAGUUUCUUUUCAUCGCAUUGUAAGAAAAUAAAUAAUAUUGAGAAGAAUUCUAGAUACGUAUAA